AGAACCAAGAGAAUAUCCAAUAAUAAACAACUCUCGCCUAUAAAGGGAAAACACCGAGCCAGGGGUGGAUUAAAUGAAGAAUAUUGUCUUGGAUUGUUUACUACAGGGAAUUAAUCGCUACCGUCAGUGAGCUGCACCAUGCUGCGUGAGGGCUUGAAAGGCUGCAGCAGUGGCUCAGAGGCGUACAGCAGUGACCCUGAGGAAGAUGAGGAGGAUGAAGAGGACAUGGUGUGUGGGGAGUCGGACCAGGAGGCCAUGGCGGAGGAGAUGAUGGACCUGAGUGACCUGCCCACUGCCCUGUUUGCCUGUAAUGUUCAUGAUACAGUGUUUGACCACGACGUGCACAGGGAGCGCUUUGAGGCUGUGUUUCGACUCUACGAUGAGCAGGUCACAUUCCAGCUCUUCAAAAGUUUCCGCAGAGUGAGAAUAAACUUCAGCACUCCAGAGGCAGCAGCACGCGCUCGCAUCGAACUGCACGAGUCUGAGUUCAACGGCAACAAACUCAAGCUCUAUUUUGCCCAAAUCCAGAAUGGAGACGAGGACAUAGAUAAGUCAUACCUGGCCCCCCCUCAACCUGUGAAGCAGUUUCUGAUCUCCCCUCCAGCCUCUCCUCCUGUGGGCUGGAGCCAGAGCGAAGACGCCACUCCAGUCAUCAACUAUGACCUUCUGUGUGCUGUGGCCAAACUGGGACCAGGGGAGAAGUACGAGCUGCACGCGGGCACAGAGUCCACUCCGAGUGUGGUGGUGCACGUGUGUGAGAGUGAGACAGAGGAGGAGGAGGGAGCCCGGCCGAAGCAGCAGAUCGUGCAGACCAGACGCCCCGAUGGACCCCCCAAAGUCUGCAACUAGACCCCCACCACCUCCACCCACACACACCUGUCCUUAUCCUGACAGCAGUGUGCCCUGUCUGAGCGCCGCGCCCCUCAUUUCAGAUCACUCCAAAGCAAACGGACAUGGCUGUGCAGACGUGUUUUUGGGAGAGGAAUGAGGCGGCUACGACCUAAAGAUGGAUCACUCACAUCACAUGGUGCGGGCGGCGUGAACAGCGGCCCCUACAGGACCCUCUGUGUAAGUGCGGUCAGACACCUGUCACGCCAGGCACCAUCCAGCUCAUCGCUUGUCACCAUUCACAGUACCUCUCCGUAACCUGUGGACUCUUUUGGUUCUAUUUGUACUUGAUUCAGAAGUUCAUACGUAUCGAGUUGUCUGCUUGUAAAUACUGUACACAUACAUUCAAAAUAAUACACUGUUAGAGCAGGAACCUAUUAAACGUCACAGCACAUUUGUGACUAACCGUUCAAAUAUUAUUGUAAGCAUUGUUUUGUUUUUGUUUUUUUUGUUUUUUUCAGAGAGGUCUUUUUUUCUUUUAAAAUAGAUGCCUAACUACAAGUAUGUAUUUGACACACUUUUGCAUGCUUCUGACUUCUGAGCUGAGGUGUUUUUUAUCUUAAUCUGAUGACAGUGGAGUACUACAGUGCAUAUCCUCACAGUGGUGUCUUAUGGGAACAUUCAUUUUUCUAACAAAAAAAUAAAAUAAAAUAAAAAUAAUAUUAACAACAGCGCAAAGACAAUUCACAGCUUUCUUGUAUGAAAACUAUUAUAGAUUGCUCAGAUCUGUCUCCAGACCUCUUGCAUGUUUGGCAAUCUCUAAAUCCCAUUUUCACAAAACUAAUUCCAGGUUUUGCUGUAAAUAGCUGAACUAAAUAUUUGUGCUUUUUUAUUUUGUGUAUAGAUCUCUACGCAUUUUUAUAUAUGGAGAAAAGGGAAACAUUGAACGCCUUGUGAGAUAUCAACCAAAGCAUCCACCAUUAUAAUCUGUUUUACAUGUUGAGUUCAUGUUUGAUAACUUUGCCCCUUUAAAUAGCGUUGGUACCGGCCGACAAGCUCGAAAUACUGGGCUUUCCCCUGUAUAAGUGAAUGAUAAACGAAACAAAUGAAACAUGGCCUGAUCAUUUUAUCCAAUAGAGCAAGAAGAGUGUAGUGUUCUCUCUUUCUUUUCUCACAGUGAACCAUUUUUCUUGAUGACAAAUGAUUUUAUAGUAACACUUAGAAAAUACAUUGCGCCAACUAUAAAUGAUUUGGAAGUAGUUUUGAAAAACUAUAAAUACAUAGGCCUGUCAUGAUAACUACUAUAUCAAUUUAUCCUUCAGUACAUGAUACAUAAAUGGAACAAUUAUUUUUGGAGGUCAGUAUUUAUUGUGGGUACUUUUUAUUUGUACUAGUGGGAACUUUUUGUAAUUUGUUGUAGUUUUUUGAAGAUUUGAACCAUAGAGGAUGGAGUAAAUAACUUUUAUGACUCAUUAAGUGUUUCAUUUGUUUAUUGCAGUUCAAUAGCACAUAUAGAAUUGUUUUGGGGGAAAAUCUUAAAUGCUUUAGGGUGAUCGUGUCAGUGGCGUAAUGGCUUUCAAUAUUAUCAUCUAUAUUUUCUUUAUAUCGUACUUCAAAAUGUGUUAUUGUGACAGGCCUGUAAUUACAUAUUGUAUACUGAAAAUUAUAUAUAAAAUAAUUAAUAAAAUAUUGAUUUAUUCGUUCAUCUGAUGCAGUAACAGUUGCAACGUCAGUCUUAUCUUAUGGGAGGUGGGUGGAUGUUAAUAAGUGACCAUAGCUCAAAGAGAAGGUCAAAUUUUGUAUGCUCCAGUUGUCUCCAGACUGAAUAUGUACUGUAUAAUAUGUUGUGUAUAGUGUUAUCUGUCGCUGGGAUAGUAACUUCCGGUGCACAGGGCCAGCGCUGCUUCUCCUGCAAAUGUAAGAGUAAAAAAAAUGAGCUGAGAACAAACAAAUCAAACUGAAGUCAUGUGUAGAAUCUGUCUUUCAUUUCUAUAACUCAAACUGUGCUGCUGUGUGUCCACUGUAACGUUUGUCCACUUGUGUGUGAAUCUUGUACUUGUAUUUGUAGCAAAACAAGCAAUAACUGACACUUGUAUGACUCGGUUCUGUGCUGAAACCUGGGAGCUGUCGCUGUAUCUGCUUCUCUUUGUGUAGCAUAUACAACUUAUGUUUGUUUGACAUGGCAAAACAUAAACUACUGUUCUUAUAAGACCGUC
Molecule: messenger RNA, 3044 nt
Organism: Periophthalmus magnuspinnatus
Lineage: Eukaryota; Metazoa; Chordata; Actinopteri; Gobiiformes; Gobiidae
Gene: rcan3
Product: regulator of calcineurin 3
Exons: 5
Coding region: 139-849 (236 amino acids)
Biological process (GO): calcium-mediated signaling
Cellular component (GO): cytoplasm; nucleus
Molecular function (GO): calcium-dependent protein serine/threonine phosphatase regulator activity; nucleic acid binding
Source: RefSeq, a predicted model, not a curated record